UCGCGCAGCCGGCCGCCCGUCCCGCUGUCGCAGGCGCCGCCCUCGUCCUCGCUGGCGUCGCUGCCGCCGCCGCCGUCCAGCAUGCGCGACGCCGCCUGGCCGCGACCCGAGCCGGCGGUGACGAUGACGAUGAAGGCGGGCCUGUCGCACGACAUUCCCGCGCUGCUGCUGGACCACCAGCAGCGCUGGUUCACGGGCUGGGGCGACGAGGAGGAGCAGGUCGAGCAGGGGUGGGGCAACGGCGGCGGCGACGACGACAGGCCGCCGCGCGUCGGCAACCCCAAGACGCCGAGCCUGGGGCUCGUGUGGUCGACCCAGGUCGCCGCCCGCCUCGCCCUCAUCAAGCGGCCCAUCCUGCCGGGCGAGAGGGAGGAGAUCGGGAGGCCGGACGGGGACGCGGGGGCAGGAGGAGGAGGGGGAGGAGGCACAGCCAACAACAGCAGUCCGCUGCGCACGUGGCGGCGCUGGAUGAAGGUCGUCUUCGCGCCACACGCGCCCGAGUCCGGCCCGGGCCUGGACGGUGCCGUCGAGUUCGACAUCACCCCCGCCGGCCUGCGCGGGUUGCCGCCGCCGAGGGGUCGGGCGAGGACCGGGAAGAAGAGGAAGCGGGCGGCCGAGGGCUGACGAGGCCCCUCCCUCGCCAGCGACGGUGAGUCGGGGUCACGACAUUGGAACAUGUGCGCGUGCCGUGUGGGCAUCACCGACUGCGGCCCGUGUGGCGGCGGGACUCUGGAUUACGAGCAAGCGAUACCAUUUCUGUUCUUUUUUUUAUUCGUUUCUUCUUGUACAACCGGCGAGGGAUUGUUUGGCAUAUACACCAGGAUAGACCUAGCACUCGGAUGAAUACGACCGAUAGACCCCCCAUUGCCAGGCAGUAUGCUCCCCACUCCACUUCAACAAGAGCAAGGUAAGGUCAGCACCCUUCUCAGCCCCUUCUUAGAACCUUCGCUUCACAGCACACAGGUGAACGAACCCGCUCAGUCGAGAGAAAAGCCCCAUCUCGUUUUUGCAAGAGUCCCUAGAGAGCCUCUGCUUUCCUACGUACGUUACAUAGACUACAUUGAUUGUGUGUGCCGUUCCCAUUUCCUCCCUCCUCUCAUCCAUCCUCAAAAUGACGAAACCACCUUUCCCA
Messenger RNA from Gaeumannomyces tritici R3-111a-1, 1132 nucleotides. RefSeq lists its product as hypothetical. The coding region runs from base 82 to 624 and encodes 180 amino acids. The transcript has a single exon. The record is from RefSeq and is a predicted model, not a curated record. Lineage: Eukaryota; Fungi; Ascomycota; Sordariomycetes; Magnaporthales; Magnaporthaceae.